CGUCGCCGGCAAUGUAGACAAACUGAUGCAGCGUCCGCCCGUCGUGGACAAAGGGCAUCCAGAAACGUACGUCGAGGUUUGCGUUUGCGGUUGUGAGCACCGGAACCCAAACCUCACGGUGACGGUCCGCGCGGGGAGGGCGUCGUCCGCCUCUCGCCUGGAGCUCCAGGUCGACGCCGACGCCGCGCGCUCCUGUCCCGACGAACGGAACAGAGUCCUGAUCGCUCGCCGAAGGAGGGCCACAGCGCUCGCUCCCUCGAGCCGCGCCAUGGCCUCCAUCGUUCGGCGUGCCCCCGUCUCUCGCCUGGAGCCCCAGGUCGACGCCGACGCCGCGCGCUCCUCCCCCGACGAACAGAGGAGAGUCCCAUCCCCAUCUCCCGCACCCGCGCCCAGGGGACGCCGCGUGGUCGGCGAAGCGGCUGGCCUGGCCUGCGACGCGCGGCGAACUGGAAUUGGCGUCCCCGCCGCAGCGCCCGCGCCCGCGAGACGCGGCGUGAUCGGCGGAGCUGGGGCUCGCUUGGCCGCGGCCGCGGUGGUGGUGCUGUUGCGUCGAAACAUUGCCACCGCGACGCACGUCACGCACAGCGUGGUCGGCGUGGCCUCCGCCGUGCCGAGAUGAAGCGGAAGUAGCGUCCCCGCUGCGGCGCCCGCGGCCGCGAGACGCAGCGUGAUCGGCGGAGUUCGGGCCCGCUUGGCCGCGGCCGCGGAGGUGGUGCCGCGGCGAAGCAGGACCACCGUGCCCUCCGCCGCGAUGCCCUCGCCCGUGGCCCGCGGCGAUUGCGAUCGGACCCUCCUGGCCGCGCCCACCGCGGCCGUGUCCUCCAGCCGGAGGAGCGUGGCGGGGGAGGCGCGCGUGUGCCUCGGGAGCUCCCCGAGUCUGGCGAUGGCCGCCGCGCCGCUCCCUCAUCUUUCCUUGGUGGGGAAGGCGAGGCGCGCGCAACGUCGGCGGCGGCGAGGGAUGGGGAUACGGGCGCAGUGGCGGGUGGUGGAGGCGACGGGGAAGAGGUGGGGAAUGGAGGGGGAUUCGAGGGGUUGGCGGUGGCGGAGGCGGAGUUGAUGGUUAUAAAGCCGUGGGGAGGAGGAGGCGACGCGAAGACGAAAGGUUCUAGAAGCUUAGCUCAUCGGCGAGAGACGCGAAGACCAUCUUGUUGCGCACGAUUUGCGAAGGAAACAGCGGCGAGGUGGGCCCGCGCGCGCUCGGCACAGCAGCCGUUGUCCGUUGCCUCGC
Oryza sativa Japonica Group (Japanese rice) is the source of this 1228-nucleotide messenger RNA. The record is from RefSeq and is a predicted model, not a curated record. NCBI's taxonomy places the organism in Eukaryota, Viridiplantae, Streptophyta, Magnoliopsida, Poales, Poaceae.